Molecule: messenger RNA, 1349 nt
Organism: Nylanderia fulva
Lineage: Eukaryota; Metazoa; Arthropoda; Insecta; Hymenoptera; Formicidae
Source: RefSeq, a predicted model, not a curated record
UCAAUAAAUUAAUUUUAUUCCAAUUCGUUUUUUUAAUUUAGCAGGAUUUUUGCUAGAAAUAUUAUGUCAUUUGCAUAUGUCAAAAGACCAAAUCUUUUAUCUUUUUAUUACCACACUUUCUCUGCUUCUCUUCUCAAUUUUUGUUCUAGAGAUUUUCCAUAUACAGUUUGAAUAGUAUUGGGUUCAGAAAGGAUCUUUUAUGUAUUUUCGUUAAUUUAGUUACAAUGGAUGACCAAUAUGCUAUAGUAGAAUUUAACGAUGGGCUGCAAAUGAUACCUUCUUCUUGGUUAACUAAAGACAAGAAACAGGCAUAUUGGCCUACUUUUACAUCAACUGAACGAUUUUCCAAAGCUGUACAAAAAUGUAUACCCAAAAUGGACUCUUGGCCGCUGUAUGAAGUUAAGAGAAUUUUAGCAACUGCAAAUAAAUACGAAACAGGAAUGAUUAAACUAAAAAAAGCAGAAUUUAUAUCAGAUAUAAAUUCUGAAAGUGAUGAUGAAACAUCAAAAAGAAAUAGAAAAUAUAGAGCAAAAACCGUUCUUAGUAGCGAUGAAAUAAGUUCAAAUGAAGAAGAAAAUAUUGUCAAAGUACCAUCUUAUCCAAAAGUGCCAUCUUCAAAAGUACAAAAGAAAAAUAAUAAUAUGGAAUCAAAUAAAAAUCCAGUAAAUAAAAUAUUUAAAAGCAAAGAUGUAUUAAAACAGAUAGAAAAUGAAAAUAUUAAUCUAUCAACAACUACACCUUCAAAGAAAAGUAUAGAAACAAAUAUACAUUUAAAGAAAACAAGUGUAGAAAGACACGAUUCAAUUAAUAACACAGAACAUGAUUUCAAUCAUAAUAUAAAAAGUGCACACGACCCUCAAGCUUAUUUUAAAACUGAUUCUGUUAAUACUUCAAUAACACAGUUUGAACGAUAUAUUAUUCGAAAGCUAUUAGAUAUAGAGCAUAAAAUUUCAUCAAUACAGGAACAACAAAGAAAUAUUAAUACUAAAGUAGAUUAUAUUCAAAAUCAAAUUCAAACAUUUGGGUUAGAUGAUAAAACAAAGAAAAAAGAUGUUGAAUCAGACUACAUGGAACUCUUUCCUGUAGAAACAUUAGAAAAAUUACAAGAAUUAGAACAACUAUUAAUUAAUGACAAGAUUAAUCGUAAAGCAUUAAUGAAACAACUGGCACGAAUUGGUGGGACAGACAUUAAGUCAAUAACAUUUAACAUAUUACGACGAAUUAUGAGCGAUUCAGUCGGAAGUGCAGUAAGAAUUUACUUUCCGGAAGCUACUGAACAAAAUAUUUCACAGCCCAUCAAAUCUUGGUUGAGACAUGCAAACGAACGUAGUAAUAAGAAAAGUAUGUUG